AUGACGGUCCCUGUAUCACCUCGUCCUCUACGUCCGAACGAACGUAUACUUACCAGCGAAGAUGGCGCUAUUCACACGCCUGCCCGCGCUCCGUCGCCCAUCUAUCGAUUCGGAACCCUAGCGGUCCACGCCGGCGCACCUCAUGAUCCUUCUACCGGCGCUGUUAUUGAACCUCUUUCGCUCUCCACCACCUUUGCACAAACAGCCGUCGGCAAGCCAGUCGGUCUAUACGAAUACAGCCGGAGCGCAAACCCGAACCGUGACAACUUUGAAGAAGCAGUUGCUGCUCUUGAGCAUGCAAGAUAUGCCCUAGCCUUCGCGUCUGGCUCAGCGACAACGGCCACAAUCCUACAAUCCCUAGCAUCGGGCUCGCAUGUGAUUUCGGUAUCAGAUGUCUACGGUGGAACCCAUCGGUACUUCACAAAAGUUGCACUGGCACAUGGAGUCGAAGUCACCUUCUCACCCUCUAUCGAACUUGACGUGGAAGAACUGAUCCGGGAACAAACCAAACUCAUCUGGAUCGAAAGCCCGUCAAAUCCGACCUUGAGCCUGGUUGACAUCAGAAAUGUGGCUACAAUUGCGCACAAACACGGCAUCCUGGUCGUGGUUGACAACACAUUCUUAUCGCCCUAUGUCCAAAACCCGCUAGAUCACGGAGCAGAUAUCGUUGUCCACUCAGUCACGAAGUAUAUCAACGGUCACUCAGAUGUGGUGAUGGGUGUCGCUGCAUUCAACUCCGAUGAACUUAAGGAACGACUCACGUUCCUUCAGAACGCGAUCGGAGCUAUUCCGUCCCCCUUUGACUGCUGGCUCGCACAUAGAGGCCUGAAGACUCUCCACCUCCGAGCCCGCGAAGCAAGCAAAAACGCUCUGGCCGUUGCAAAGGCCCUCGAAGCCUCGCCGAACGUCAUCUCUGUCAACUAUCCUGGCCUCGACUCACACAAACAGCGAGCAAUCGCUCUCAAACAGCACCGUGAUGGUAUGGGCGGUGGUAUGCUCAGUUUCAGACUCAAGGGUGGUCACCCAGCCGCAGAGCGAUUCUGCCAGCAAACAAAGAUCUUCACUCUGGCUGAAAGUCUAGGAGGUGUCGAGAGUCUUUGCGAAGUCCCCAGUGCGAUGACACACGCAGGCAUUCCCAAGGAUCAGCGGGAGGCUAUCGGCGUCUUUGAUGACCUCGUGCGACUAAGUUGUGGUGUCGAAGAUGCUAAUGACUUGAAGAAGGACGUCCUGCAAGCUUUGGAAAAGGCCGUCGUGGGUCCGAAAAUCUCUAAUGGCGUCAACGGAGCAAACGGUGCAGGUAUCUCAAAGGGAUAG
This is a messenger RNA of Exophiala xenobiotica, 1314 nucleotides long. RefSeq lists its product as uncharacterized. Bases 1 to 1314 code for a protein of 437 amino acids. The transcript has a single exon. Gene Ontology annotation, biological process: transsulfuration. Gene Ontology annotation, cellular component: cytoplasm. NCBI's taxonomy places the organism in Eukaryota, Fungi, Ascomycota, Eurotiomycetes, Chaetothyriales, Herpotrichiellaceae. Gene Ontology annotation, molecular function: pyridoxal phosphate binding; cystathionine gamma-lyase activity. The record is from RefSeq and is a predicted model, not a curated record.